This is a messenger RNA of Saccostrea echinata, 2504 nucleotides long. RefSeq lists its product as uncharacterized. NCBI's taxonomy places the organism in Eukaryota, Metazoa, Mollusca, Bivalvia, Ostreida, Ostreidae. Gene Ontology annotation, molecular function: DNA-binding transcription factor activity. Gene Ontology annotation, cellular component: nucleus. Bases 122 to 1156 code for a protein of 344 amino acids. Gene Ontology annotation, biological process: regulation of DNA-templated transcription. The record is from RefSeq and is a predicted model, not a curated record. The transcript has 3 exons.
AUGAUUAACCAGUCAAUGCCUUCGGUUCAAAGAUAGUGUCGAGUGCAAACAAAGAUGAAAAAAUAAUGUCAGUGAGAUAUUGAGUCACUUUGUUUUUGGUGCUCUAGUGAAAAAGAUCUGAAUGAGCGAGGAAGACUUAAAUCAUAUUCAACCCACGGAGGACUUAGACAUGAAAAAGAUGUCAACAGACAGGCCUCAGAGGCGGAACGGGAGGGGGAGACCUGGAAGGCGUGGAAAUAAAGUGGAUGUGAAAGUGAAACUAGAAAGAAGUCGUCAGAGUGCACGUGAGUGUCGUGCACGGAAGAAGCUGAGAUACCAGUAUCUUGAGGACUUGGUCAGCAACAGAGAACAAGCCAUCUUUAAACUCCGAGAAGAGCUGGAAUUGUACAAACAGUACUGCAUUGAUCUUGACCAAGGAAAACUUCCAGAGCAAUUAUUGAAAGAACUAGCAAAUGCGAUGACAAAAGUGGAAAUCUCUAGCGCCUCCUUUAUUCCCAUGCCCACGCCUGAUGUCAUCGCAAACACCACAAGUAGCCAACAAGGACUGCAAGACAUGUACCACCAUCAAGACCCAGAUGUAGUAGGAUGUUUCAGCGAAGUACCAACCACUGGAAACUCCUCAAUAGACCAGUAUCCAUUAUAUAACCAUGCAGUGGGGGAUUGUAAUGUAACCUACUCAAACUUCAUAAAUCCAGUGUUGCAAACUCAGCAUUACCCUCUUCAAGCGCACAUGGAAAAAGGGAUAUUUUUGGACAGACAGCUGGCAAUGAGCAACCAGCAACCUCAUCCUGUUCAAAAUGAAUAUGAGAACCACAUACCUAACACGACCACCGCAUCACUCGAUACCAUUUCACCAGCUUUCACCUGCGCCAUAACAUUAGAAAAUCAAGUUACUUGUGGAAAUCCGGUGGCUCCAGCAAUGUCACAGAGCUUGAUGAGCAAAUCUGGGGGAAAUAUGUCAUAUUUGUCCCUUCUGCGGGACUCCAGUGCACCCCUUGACAUAGGAGACGAGGCUUUCAUGGACCCCGGAUUUUCGAAACCUCAUAUACAAACAACAGGAAGUGGAGGUAUGGUGAGGAUUCCUUCGGAUUCCAUAGUACCCAGCACCCCAGUGCUUCCUACCAUUUUGGAAGAAAUGAAUGUCGAAGGAUUGUGAAACUGAACAAUAUACUAGCGACGAUGUACCUCUUAGUGUUUACUAAUCUGACUAACAUUGAUAUUGAAUAUGUGGAUCAUCCAGACCGAUUCAGUUCAAUAUGAAAUGGAAAUUUUGUGUUUACUAUUAGAAUCUAAAUUCUAAAAGGAAACAAUUUGAAUGGAAAUCCAUUGUUAACGUGGCGAAAACUACCCUGUGAGGGAAAUUUAGAACCGUUUUCGUUCUGCACUCCAUUUUUUAAUCAUAUAGCUGCGUGACUAAUUUAUAUACUGAGGAUAAAAUGAAUGACAUCCAUUUAAGUGAUACUAUAGGGCCAGAUGUUGAUAAUGUUUAUAGAUUAAAAUUGCCAUUGUCUGAGGUUGGGAGUGGUAUAACUUAGAGUGUACACAUGUUUAAUAUGUUAUAUCAAAGUGUAAUUUAUUUGGAUUAUGUUUAAUAUGUAUUAAUCUUGAAAAUAAGUGUUAUUAUUGGAUACAAAUAUUUAUUUAAGCUUUUUGUACCGAGGCUUUAUGUUCAUGCUAUAACCAUGGUGCUUUUAAGAAAGAUUAGUUUAAUGAUAGAACAUGACUGUCGUUCAUAUUAGAUUUUGUAAAAUUUAGAUCAUUUUAGUGAAUAUGUAUGUGAAAAUACCUACCAAUAUUACUAGUAUAGUUCUUUAGUGUCUGUGUGUCCAUUGCGUACAAUUAUUGUAAACAUCAAAUAUAUUUUUUAUUAACCUGUACAAAUUGCAGUAUUGUCUAGUCACGUAAGCAUAUAUGUAUAGUUUUAAUAUUGAUGAAAAUUAUGGAGGUGUUUUAAUCUUCAGGACAGGCAGCAAACUUAUUUUACUUGGCUCUAAAAGCUAAAUUGAAAACAAUUUAAAAUGAUAAUCUACAUGACGUCAUAAAGUAAGUCAAAUUGACUGAAAAGAUGGAAUUUGAUUCUGAGAAAAAGCAUCAAAUUUGCCGUUACUUACGCACAUAAAUUAAUCGAUAUAUUUUUUUUAUCAUUAUUAAUAUCACCGUUUUAACAAAUACAAAACGCGUUUGAAAAUGUGCAUUAGCUCAAUGAUUUAUUUCAGGAAAUUAUUUGCUUGCAAAUUAUUUUUUUCUAUGUGCAAUUUGAUAUCUUACUCAAAUUGCUUUAAUCCAUGCGGGCAUGGCUUCCUAUAUUAGGAUAAUAAAACCAUUUGAAGUUCUGACUGUACGUUGUGUAUGAAUUUUAGUGUUAUAAAAGACCCAGUGAAAAUUGUUAUGUUAAAUUUGUUAUACUGAAUUUAAUUGUAAUAGUUAGGGCAGAUUGAUAUAUUUUCAUAUAUUUAUUUAUUGCUAUUCUGUUGCAUUUGUUAAUAAACCUAUGAAAUCGAAAA